GUGGGCGUGCGAGCCCUCCGCAUCUGGAGCCGGACCAUUGCAACUUCCUUCCUCCGAGGGUCUGCUGUCUGUUUUGGUCCUGCCUGGUUGGUGAGGAUCGUGGAUCCGGAUCAUCCGCUGCAGGCAGCUGCCCAGGCCUCGACAGUAUUCCCUGGGGGAAAGGCUCCAGCUUUGGAGGUUGCUGAGGAGGCUCCCUCCUCCGGACUUCGUGCUCCGGCUAGAGUCCCCAAACCGGUUCAGCUUUCUCCCGGAAGGCAUGACAAACUGCUUCGGGUUCGGCGGCUGAGUGGUCCAGCGGCUGCGUCUGGAAGCUAUAAGUAAAUCCACCACAGAGGAACAGGGGAGCAAGAGAAGCUUGCGGGUGGCGGGUGACCCGACCUGGCUCAGAGUUAGGACAGCAGGAAGGAUCUGGGUGUGUAAUUCUCUGCUGAUCAGGCUGGGGCUAGGCGAUGCCAAAGAGGCGCCGCCUCCCUACUGUGAGCAGCGGUUGAGGUGCAGCCCAGGGUCCUCAGAGAGAGCGCGGAACCACGCGCACCCGAGGCCCACUCGGUUGCUGGGCGCGGGGAUCUGGGCUGCGCCCUCGCUUUCGCGCUACUUAAAGCCGUGCGCGGAACUCCACGCCUCGCUGGUUUCCUGAGCUGUUCCUCCAGCUUGUCCUCGGCAGGGGUGCACAACCGAGGGAUCCAGUCCCCCACCCCCAACAUCUACACGUGGCCGAGCCGUGGGUGGCAGCGACCGUGUUGCGGGCGGCACUGUGAUGAUCCCGGGCGGGUGGGGGACCAGGGCGGCGCGCUGCGCUGGUUCCACCCAGGAGAGCCCAAGGCACGUGGGGCGUGGCCAGGCUGGCGCAGAGACUCAGCGCCCUCCCCGCGCCGCAGCCAAGUUGAGAGAAAAGUUUGAGACCGGAGGGGAACGAUCCCUGGGAAUCGGUGCCAACCCUGCGCUUCAGUUGUCCCUCAGUCGCGAGGUUGAGCCCAGAGGAGCUGCUUUCCGCCACAGGCCGCUAGAGGGACCGACUGGGUAGGGCUGUCCUCCACACCCCUGCCCUCCCGUAGUUGGCGGUGCCUUCGUGGGCCCGCCAGGGAGACCGCCACACGUCUGUGCCUUCAGUGCACACUUGUGCUGGGGCAGCGCAGAAGGCAGCCGUGGGUCCAUCCAGCACGGGCUGGAUCCUGCGGGACCUGGGCACUGUUCUCACGAGCGCAGCGAGCACCCCUUUUGGAGACUCGGAGACCCAGCGGCUUCGGAGUUCAGGCGGGGGACGCGGCGACUGGGCCAGAGUGAGCGCCUCGCAAUGCCAGUUCUGGGAAUUUUUGCAACGGGACUCUCCACCAACCCCAAGGGGUGAAGAGCUGGCCUGACGAAGGGAGCCACGGGUCACUGACUCAUUCGUCGGGCCGGAAUCCAGAGUCCCCCGGAACGGAACGUUCGUGGGGUGGGAGAUCCGUUUGGAAAGCUUGAUUCUGGACGCAUGAAGCUCUGUGAUUCCUUAGCAUGCAGCUCCCUCUGCGAGGUCUAGGAGCUCUGGCUGGGCACCCUGCCCCACAUGCAUAGAGCCCAGGCAGCGACCCCCACCAACACUGUCUCCUCCUGUCCCUCAGAUCUGGCCGCCUCGGGGAAUGACGGGGCCGCUCUCACAGCCCAGGGAGGUGGAGAGGGCGAGCCCCACAGCCAGUCGCCAGACAUCCUCCUGGGUAACACCGAUAAGGAGCUGAAUACAGGAGUCGCCGUCACCCCUAGCAGCGCCGGGACAGCGCUGGUGGCCCCUUGUCAGCGGGAGCCCCGGGACCUGGCUAUGGAACCAGCAGGCUGCCCUAGGGGAUUGCUCCCGCGGCCCUGCAGAGUGCUGGUGCUGCUGAACCCCCGGAGCGGCAGGGGCAAGGCUCUGCAGCUCUUCCAGAGAUUUGUGCAACCCCUCCUGGAGGAGGCUGAAGUAUCCUUCAAACUUACGCUCACCGAACGGCAGAACCAUGCCAGGGAGCUGGUGUGUGCGGAGGAACUGAGCCACUGGGAUGCCCUGGUGGUCAUGUCCGGUGAUGGUCUCAUGCACGAGGUGGUGAAUGGGCUGAUGUCACGGCCUGACUGGGAGAUUGCCAUCCGGAAGCCCCUGUGUUGCCUCCCCGGAGGGUCCGGCAACGCGCUGGCGGCUUCCUUGAACUACUAUGCUGGGUACGAGCAGGUAACUAGCGAAGCCCUCCUGACCAACUGCACGCUGCUCUUAUGCCGCCGACACCUGUCACCCAUGAAUCUGUUGUCACUACACACGGCUUCCGGACUGCAGCUCUAUUCUGUGCUCAGCCUGUCCUGGGGCUUCGUUGCUGAUGUGGACCUGGAGAGUGAGAAGUACAGGCGCUUGGGGGAGAUCCGUUUCACAAUGGGGACCAUCUUUCGCCUAGCAACCCUGCGAAUCUACCAGGGCCAACUGGCCUACCUUCCUGUAGGAAAUGCUGCCUCGGAGAUGCCUGCUUCUCCGGCACAGGCGCACAAGGGCCCUGUGGACACAUACCUUGUUCCCCUGGAGGAGCCGGUGCCUUCUCACUGGACAGUGGUGCCGGAACAGGAUUUCGUUCUGGUGCUGGUACUGCUACAUACCCACCUGAGCACCGAAAUGUUCGCGGCACCCAUGGGCCGUUGUGAGGCUGGCGUUAUGCAUCUGUUCUACGUGCGUGCGGGGGUGUCAAGGGCCACGCUGCUGCGCCUCUUCCUGGCCAUGCAGAAGGGCAAGCAUAUGGACUGUAACUGCCCAUACUUGGUGCACGUGCCUGUGGUUGCCUUCCGCCUGGAGCCCAAGAACCAGAGGGGCAUGUUUUCCGUGGAUGGGGAGUCGAUGACAUGCGAAGCCGUGCAGGGCCAAGUGCACCCAAACUAUUUUUGGAUGGUUUGUGGCAGCAGAGAUGCCCCGUCCAGCUGGGAGCCUCAGCCAAGGCCAUCUCCAGAAAAGCCACUGUGAUUCCCUGGCUCUCCGUGCCUUUGUCUAUGUCUACACUGAGAUGGGACCCUCUCCUGCAUCCAUGCCCUCAUAUGGAAGGCUAUCUAAAGCUCACGUGGAGGUGGUAGGGACCCUGUAGGGAAGUAGGAAGGUGGGGCUGUAAGAAAGGCUCUGCCCCCUAAAUGCUAGAAGGCCAAUCUGGGCGGGCACCCUCUGGCUGGGCAGUUGCAUCUAGAAGGCACUCACCAUUGUGUUUGGGGCCCUUCUGAGAAUCAAAUCCAAAUAAAGUGACUUCCAAUCUGC
Molecule: messenger RNA, 3232 nt
Organism: Alexandromys fortis (reed vole)
Lineage: Eukaryota; Metazoa; Chordata; Mammalia; Rodentia; Cricetidae
Gene: Sphk1
Product: sphingosine kinase 1
Exons: 6
Coding region: 1547-2950 (467 amino acids)
Biological process (GO): cellular response to growth factor stimulus; phosphorylation; negative regulation of apoptotic process
Cellular component (GO): intracellular membrane-bounded organelle; cytoplasm; membrane
Source: RefSeq, a predicted model, not a curated record